ACUCCCUCUUUAAAGGGAAAUUUUGUUUUUUUUAAUCACGAAAUCGGCAUAUUUAGCUAAAAUUUUGAGCCCUUUUAAUGUCCGUCUACAAUACAAAUUUACAUUCAGAAGCGCCACAGCUCCAUCACGCACUGUACGUGCGUAGGUUUGGCAAAAUUCUCCGAAUUUCAACACUGUACACCCGUCAUACGAUAGGCUCCCUCGGGGCUGGAGGGCCCUCAUCAGGGCCAAUGCAGUUCACACCUCCACUUCGCAUCCCGUAUAUCGCAUCCCCCUGCCCGAUGCGUGUAUCAAAUUACCGUACCACCCGAAAAAAACAACCCAGUAGAAAGACGCAUGCAGCGUUGCCAGCGUCUUAAACAUUCCCGCUAGUGCACUGUACCGUGGAGCUAGUGCCCAAUUUUCGGAGGUGUUAGUUUCGUGGAUCCUUGUCUAUCCCAUCCUGAACGGUUUACGGGCGUCAGACCUUCAGUCUACUCCCGGUACGGACUUUGCGCUACUUUCGCCUCAACGCCGAGGCGUGUAUAGCGGCGGAACAUCGCUGAAGAAAUGCUACCAGCGGCACUUGCAAGGUUUCGCAUCGUCUUUUGCCGGUGCCGGUGCAUGUUUCGGUUACCUUUUUGUUCUUGCCUUUUCUCCUUCGCCUCGUCCCUUUUGCUCAGUGCUGAGCCGAAUGUUUGUUUGCCGAAGGUAUUAUAAUUGUCAGCGAGUCAUUUACACUAAAUAGUGUGGCCCGCCCGCGGCCGUUUGGGUGCUUAAGUUUCGGUCUCUCCCUGGUCUCUCGAUUAGACCCUCAUCGGAGGAAACACACGGCCAGUCCCGGCCCAACGUCCCAAGCUUUUUGGUCAGUUUGCUGCCAGCCGUUGAGCCGCACGGUAUGGUGUGUGAGUGAAGUGAACCGACCUAGCAGGACCGAAGGAAUCGAAAUCAUCACCCGGCGGGACACAAUUGCACCUCAAAGCGCAUAACCUCGCAUACCACAUCAAAAGCGAAAGCGUCGGCGUGCCGUCGGCAUAACCACAACUUAAGUGGACAUAAUUGGUUUUAAUAUACUGUACUGGUUCAUAUACUGUUGGGCGCAAAAGGAUUGCGGCGAGCCCACAUCACACGCACACACACAUACAGAUAAUCCGGCCUUUGAGAACGAUGAGCCCGUGCUGACGAGCGAACGGACCUCACACACGGCAACCAAACCAAGCCUCGCCGCCGACACCGCCAAGUCCAGUGCCAAGGUUAACCAGUUCCAGCAGCUACCGGAACAGACGACCGGCGGCAACACCAGUCGGACCGGCGCACUGCCCGAGAUGAACCUGAUGAAGAACAUCCACAAGGUGCAACGGGACAAGUGGGGCAAAGAUAUCGAGUUCCUGCUGUCCUGCAUCGCGCUCUCGGUCGGGCUGGGGAAUGUGUGGCGCUUUCCGUUCACGGCGCUGGAGAAUGGGGGCGGUGCGUUCGUCAUACCGUACCUGAUCGUGCUGCUGCUGGUCGGGCGUCCGAUCUACUAUCUGGAGAUGCUGAUCAGUCAGUUUUCGAGCCGGGGCUGUAUCAAUGUUUACGAUGCGUCGCCGGCCAUGCGAGGCAUUGGGGUGGGGCAAACCUACUCGACGUUCAUCGUGAUGACGUACUAUGCGUCGCUGAUGGCCGUUACGAUGCGGUACCUGAUCGCGUCGUUCGGUGAUCCGUUGCCGUGGAGCGAGUGUAACGACGCCUGGAACGCGACCUGCAUCGAUUCGCGGCUGAUCACGAACAUGGCAGAAAACUCGACCGCGACCGCCGUCUCCUCGGCCGAGCUGUACUUUGUCAAGGACGUUCUCAAGGAGGCCAGCACGAUACACGAUGGCAUCGGUACACCGGAUUGGCGGUUGGUGCUGUGCCUACUCGUCCCCUGGACCUGCAUUUGCCUUACACUUAUCAAAGGAAUUAAAAGCUCCGGAAAGGUUGCCUACUUCCUGGCUAUCUUCCCGUACGUCGUUAUGCUGGUGCUGCUCAUCCGGGCCUGCACACUGGAGGGUGCCGCCGACGGUAUGCUGUACUUCAUCAAACCGCAGUGGGAUCGCAUUCUGGAGGCGAAGGUGUGGUACGCGGCCGUUACGCAAGUGUUCUUUUCACUCACCAUUUGCUUCGGCAACGUGAUGAUGUACUCGUCCUACAAUCGCUUCCACAACAACGUGUACCGGGAUGUGACGAUCGUGUCGAUCAUGGAUACGCUCACGUCGAUGCUGGCCGGGCUGAUCGUCUUCGGCGUGAUUGGCCACCUCGCCCACGUGCUGGAAGCGCCCGACAUUAAGCACGUGGUGCGGGGCGGUGCCGGCCUUGCCUUCAUCACCUACCCGGACGCGAUCGCCAAGUUCACCUUCUGGCCGCAGUUCUUCGCGAUCGCCUUCUUCCUGAUGCUGUUCGUGCUGGGCAUUGGCAGCAACGUCGGUAUGGCCACCACGAUAAUGACAGUGAUUCGCGAUCGGUUUCCCCAGCUUCAGCCCGCUCUGGUGGCGGUAGGAAUUGCGAUCGUUGGGUAUGGGAUUGGCAUCAUCUACACAACGCCCGGCGGACAGUAUGUGCUGGACUUUUUGGACUUUUACGGCGCCUCGUUCGUUGCGCUCGUGCUAGCCGUCUUCGAGAUGUUCACUUUCGCUUGGAUCUAUGGGGUGAGCCGUAUCGGUCGGGAUAUUGAGUUUAUGCUGGGCAUUAAAACGGGACUUUACUGGCGCAUUUGCUGGGGCUUUAUUACGCCGACGCUACUGGCCGCCAUUCUGCUGUACCACAUCGCAACGUACGAAACGUUCACUUUCAACGGUUACGUCUAUCCCGAUGGGAUGUAUGCCUUUGGAUGGUGUAUCUUUGCUGCCGGCGUGCUGCAACUGCCCGCCUGGGCGAUCUACACCUUCCUCAAGCGCAAGGAGCCGGACUGGCGCGAUCGUCUGCUGCACUGCUUCAAACCAACGCACGACUGGGGCCCGGAAGACCCCGAACUAAAUGCCAAGUAUCACGAGUCGGUGUACAAACACGAACAAUCACUGCCGCGGGAUCGUUCGCUAGUGCGAAGGAUGUUCGACAACGUGUUCAGUUGAAGUGAGACUUUGGGAUUUCCUUCUUUUUUUGUUUCGCAUUUAUUGCAUUUACCGCAUGGAUUUAUUUCGAUAGUUUCACAAAUAAAUAAUGCUACAAAGCAAAGCGUUUUAAGCCAAUAAGCAGGACAACAGUAUCUUAGCUACGAGGAAUAUCUUUUUAAUCAAUGCAUUUCGUUAGUAUUAUGAACGUCGAGAAUAAUUUAAGAUCGUACAUUUCUAGAAUAAAUUGAUGAGAGAUUCUUAUAUUACA
Messenger RNA from Anopheles arabiensis, 3318 nucleotides. RefSeq names its product sodium-dependent nutrient amino acid transporter 1-like. Gene Ontology annotation, biological process: sodium ion transmembrane transport. Gene Ontology annotation, cellular component: membrane. NCBI's taxonomy places the organism in Eukaryota, Metazoa, Arthropoda, Insecta, Diptera, Culicidae. The transcript is spliced from 6 exons. Bases 1305 to 3068 code for a protein of 587 amino acids. The record is from RefSeq and is a predicted model, not a curated record. Gene Ontology annotation, molecular function: L-amino acid transmembrane transporter activity.